This is a messenger RNA of Carcharodon carcharias (great white shark), 2395 nucleotides long. RefSeq names its product class I histocompatibility antigen, F10 alpha chain-like. Gene Ontology annotation, biological process: immune response. The record is from RefSeq and is a predicted model, not a curated record. NCBI's taxonomy places the organism in Eukaryota, Metazoa, Chordata, Chondrichthyes, Lamniformes, Lamnidae. The transcript is spliced from 6 exons. Bases 177 to 1199 code for a protein of 340 amino acids. Gene Ontology annotation, cellular component: external side of plasma membrane.
UUCACCCUCUGGUUCUAUAAUCAGGAAAUGAUCAAAUUUUGAGUUUAACAGGAAAAUGGAGUUUCCUUAAACUUGUUAUUUUUGUUGUUUUCCCCAGUUUAUAAACAGGAUUAGUUUGCUCCUCAGAGUGUUUCAUUCCCAGUCCCUGGUUGGAACAGGGAGAGUGGAUUCCCAGAAUGUUGCUGAUCCUUUUCUCCAUCUCCCUGGGUUUUUCCUGGGUCUCUCCCGACACAAACUCACACACGGUGAUAUACACUGUAACCUCCGGCAUUGAAGAGUUUCCUGAGAUUACACAUGUUGGGAUGGUCAAUGGAGUCCAAAUAGAUCAUUAUGACAGUGAGGUCCGUCGGUGCAUCCCCAGGCAGCAGUUCAUGGCUGAAUAUUUCGAUAUGAAACACUGGGACUAUGUCUCAGAUCUGGUGAAGUCACAUUCACACCUGGCAAAGGAGAGUCAGAAUGAAAUACUGAAGAUGACAAAUCAGACAUCCGGAAUUCACACUCUUCAAUGGAUUCGAUCUGUUGUGAUCACUGAAGACGGCUCCAUGAAGAGAUCGAUGCGGUUUGGAUUAGAUGGAAAGGACUAUAUUAGUUUAGAGCCAGACAGAAUGAGAUGGGUCGCAAGCAAUCACUUUGCAGUGAAGACUAAGGAAAAAUGGGAUUCUGAUGAAACCUGGAACAACUACUGGGAAAACUAUCUACAACAAGUAUUUGUUCCACAUCUGAAGAAAUAUUUACGAGCUGGGAAGGAAUAUUUUGAAAGGAGAGUUCAGCCUGAAGUGUUCAUCUCCAGAAAUGACCCCGAUAGUCAGUACAAGCCGCUCACUCUCUCCUGUCUGGUUACUGGGUUUUAUCCUGUAGACAUCGAGGUGAGCUGGCUAAGGAAUGGAGAGGUAAUGUCUGAGACACUAUCCUCGGGGGUUCGACCCAACCACGAUGGGACCCAUCAGACCCAGAAAGAGAUUGAAAUAAAUGCUGGGGAUGAGGAUCAAUACUCCUGUCAAAUUGAACACAGCAGCCUGGCAGAGACCCAGCUCUAUCAGUGGGAAAUCCCGGGAAACAGUGCAGGACGCUCCCAUCUUGGAAUGAUAUUUGGAUUAGUCGCUGCACUGGCUGCUCUACUUCUGAUAAUCGGAAUAAUCAUCUGGAACAGCAAACAGAGAGCUUCUGAUGUCACUGUUCCAGAACGUUCCAGCAGCUAAAGGGGAGGCGAUGGCGUAGUGGUAUUGUCAUAGCAGGAGUAAUCCAAACAUUGAGUAAUUCAAACACCCAGAAUAAUCCUCUAGGGUCCUGAGUUCAAAUCCCAUCUUAACAGAUAACCAUAAUGCUGCCUUACCCUCCCAGACACUGUUAAAACCUUUCAGACUAAUUUCACUGUCCUCCUGACUGUGUCUCACCCUCCCAGACACUGUUAAAACCUGUCAGACUAAUUUCACUCCCCUCCUGACCCUGUCUCACCCUCCCAGACACUGUUAAAACCUGUCAGACUACUUUCACUGCCCUCCUGACCCUGUCUCACCCUCCCAGACACUGUUAAAACCUGUCAGACUAAUUUCACUCCCCUCCUAACCCUGUCUCACCCUCCCAGACACUGUUAAAACCUGUCAGACUAAUUUCACUGCCCUCCUGACCAUGUCUCACCCUCCCAGACACUGUUAAAACCUGUCAGACUAAUUUCACUGCCCUCCUGACCCUGUCUCACCCUCCCAGACACUGUUAAAACCUGUCAGACUAAUUUCACUGCACUCCUGACCCUGAACCGAUUGCCCUGUUUCUGUCCAUUCCUUACCUCGUGGGUUUACUGUGUUCCACUACAGGACAUUCCCAGAGCCUCAUUGAUGAAUAACUGGAUUUGCCUGUUCUAGUGUGAACAUGGACAUCAUCGUCUAUCCUUCCAUAUCACAGCAGACAGACAGAAUCACAGCUCAUUGUUUACACUGAGUGCUUUGAUGGUGGAGAUCGAUUUUACCUGGGAAUGUGCUUCCACAGAUUGAACAGUGGAUCCUGGAUCCACCAGGUUGGGAUCCUGAUUCUUCAAGUGAGACUUUCUCAAGUAGUGUUUCUAUCCAGGAUCCACAAUGUGAUGGCUCUCACAGUCGAAGGGAACUUCAGGGAUGAUUUUCCAUCACACUUUCAUAUUUUCAGCAACUUGUUCAGGUUGAGUGAUUAACGUGAACAGAGUUAAUGUCUUGAGGGAACUGAGAGAGACACAUUUUAUAUUGAUAGAAGCUGAUCUAUUUUGCACUUUCUGUUAUGUCAGAUUUAUGCUGUUAUAUAAUGUACAUUUGUAAAUUUUGCAACUAAAAAGUAUUUACAGAGCUAAAACACAUUUAUAUCCUCAAUGUUUCACCACAAGUGCUGAUAAUUGUGGUUUGUUGUCAAUAAAUAAUUGUCAGUA